AUGGAGAGCGGUGGAACGAUUGAGAACCUCGAGGCUAGCCGCAUGAGAUACUCUCUGGCUACAAAAUUGGGUGGAAGAGGUUUGGCCUGCGAGUGGCUUGCUCCUCGCUUCGGUUGA
Molecule: messenger RNA, 117 nt
Organism: Colletotrichum lupini
Lineage: Eukaryota; Fungi; Ascomycota; Sordariomycetes; Glomerellales; Glomerellaceae
Exons: 2
Coding region: 1-117 (38 amino acids)
Source: RefSeq, a predicted model, not a curated record